Molecule: messenger RNA, 1221 nt
Organism: Leishmania major strain Friedlin
Lineage: Eukaryota; Euglenozoa; Kinetoplastea; Trypanosomatida; Trypanosomatidae
Exons: 1
Coding region: 1-1221 (406 amino acids)
Source: RefSeq, a predicted model, not a curated record
AUGAGUAGCACCUUCGCGCCGCCGCCGCCGCCGGCUGGCGUCGUGGUACCACCGCCGCCCCCAGCGAUGAUCCCGGUGCCGCCCGCCGCCGUACCAGCGAAUCCCAGUACUGCAUCAGGUGCUGAGGGGAACGUGGUAAAGCCAGGUGGUGUGGCGCUUGACAUGUCGAAUCACUUCGGGCCGCCAAAGAAUGUGCCCAAGAAGUCGUUGCCGCCGUGGGAGCGGAAGAAACUAUCGACGCCCCUCUCCGGCUCCUCACCCAGAGCGGACAACUCAACACCGCCGCCAGGGCCCGUUGCUGCCACGUCUAAACCAUUGUCACCCGUAGCUGUUCCGCUCCCGCACACUGUGGCCAAUGCACCUGCGGUGGUGACGCGCAAGUCGCUCUCCACCGCGUCGUUAACCACUUCGCCCCAGCCCUGUGCGUCACCGUCAUGCACAUCGGCCAUGAGCAGCGCUGCCACGGCCGCUACCGGUGUCUCUUCGCCGCCGGUGAUCUCGAUCCCACCACCGCCACCGCCGGUACACCCUGUAGUACAGGCUGUCUCGUCGAGCGCGGCGACCACUGCAUCUCCGUUGCCUCUCGUCUCCUCAUCAGCUGCGCCGCCGCCGCGGCCUACUCCAGACGCGCAGGAGCCUCUGCCAGCGCCGGCCUCCGCUACAGCCGGUGUGCCUACACUGCCGCUUCCCUCACCAGGCGUAAACCAGGCCGCCACUGUGGCCGCGGCGGCGAUACAUCAAGGCACAGCGCAGCCAACUCUGCCAACCUCAUCCCCCGCUGCGAUCGCAGCCACUGACCACAUCGUGCAGGAAGCGAUGCGGGAGUUGCGGCCUCCCCUACUAUCGCCCAUGCUUACCGUGCUUGCUCCGCACGUCGUCUUUCAGGGUGACGAACAGCAGUGGGUGGUGCCGCCUCUGGGGCCCGUUCCUUCGAGCAAGCGAAAGAAGGUGCUCAGCGCAGCCGUUGCUUCUGCGGGUAGCUGGCACAACAGCUAUGACCUGAAGCCCUCCCCGUCCUUUGACGCCGCGCAGCACGACGGCAGCGAGCCACUCGUCACUCCCGCCGCCACCUCGAGCACGCGGCGGCAAUGGACGUCGAACGCUGUUAUCAACUCCGCCAAGGCCAAGAGCAACUGGCGAGAAACUUACUGGAAGCACGUUGAUGUUCAUCGCUACGUCGCACGGCGCUACUUUGGUGCCCCGCCACCGCUGGAGCAGUGA